This is a messenger RNA of Pipistrellus kuhlii (Kuhl's pipistrelle), 1256 nucleotides long. RefSeq names its product chromosome unknown C11orf52 homolog (gene CUNH11orf52). Gene Ontology annotation, cellular component: extracellular exosome. The record is from RefSeq and is a predicted model, not a curated record. NCBI's taxonomy places the organism in Eukaryota, Metazoa, Chordata, Mammalia, Chiroptera, Vespertilionidae. The transcript is spliced from 4 exons. The coding region runs from base 250 to 624 and encodes 124 amino acids.
AGCAGCUCCAAAUCCCCGAGGUGAGGUAGUUCUCACCUGGAGCCUGUGUGUGUUCCUCUCCCCUUUGGCUGGGAGCAGUCACUUGGGAAUCUUUCCAGCAGGUGGCUUCCAAAGUCCAACCUGCUAGGUUGAAACCUGACACUGACAGAGACUCCCUGGGAGCUGCUACUGAAAACUAAACCAGGAACCAGGAAAUGCACAAGCUCUUUAUGUAGAUAAACAGCCAGGCUCCCUCGGAGACAGAGCACCAUGGGUAACCGGCUCUGCUGCGGGGGAGGCAGGAGCUGCCCAUCAGUUUUCCAGAGGAAAAAGAAAAUGGGGGGUCAGCCAAGAUGGACACUGAAGCAGCAGCGGAAGAAGCAGAGUGGCACAAAGGGCCGUGUCACAACAGGACAGUCGCGUAAGCAGGGGUUGGAGCAGCCUGCGUCCCCGCAGGGGAGGCCAGGCCCCAGGUCAGAGGACAGCGGUUUACAUUACGCAGUCAUCCAAGUGUCCAGCCAUCCCCAGCCACGCUCUGCCCGGGAGGUGAAGCACCUGCAGUCAGAAAACGCUACAGAGUAUGCCACCCUCUGCUUCCCCCAGGCCACGCCCUGCUAUGACCGCAAGAACGGGACCCUCGUGUGAGCCUCGGGGAAGAAGGACCCGUUUCCAUUUCACCACGACUCCCGUGGGAUAAUGGACUGUUUUUGGAGAAGUCGGUGGCAGCCCGGGAUGGUGCCACAUUUUAAGUUUAAAGAAUGCAGGGGCCCCUGGAAUUGUGUCACCACCAAUCUUGCUCUCUCCCCAUGUGCCUGUCUCUUUAUUGGCCGCUGUGAGCUUGAAGCUGUAUUCGAGUUAGAAAGGGGUGGAUGCAGCUGCACUUAAAACGAGGGUGUGGGUUGAGUGUGUGGGAAGGUAGGUUUUGAUCCCUACCUUUGCUCCUACUUCAAAAAAAAAAGUGCUGGGGGGAAAAAGCAGGUCACCCCUUAUGAGCUGGUCUUGUUGCACUUAAUUUAAUGAUGUCCUUUUACAUACCUGGAUCUCCAAAGCUGAAGAAGAGGUGUUUGGCUUUAGCACACAGCCCUGACCGGGCUUGGGUCAUCUCCUCAGUGGCUGGUCCACGUCCUGGCCUGGACAGACAGACACUUGUAGCCUGGAAGCAUUUCCCAAGCAUCCGUUACCAGGACUUCCAGUCACCGAUCCUGACAGCCCUGCAUGGCCGGACCGAUGGUUCUCGAAGGUGCUGAGCCGCUAGGAACAAUAAAUCUCUCACGGAA